UGUCUCCCCAAUUGACUUUCCCCAUCCAAUAUUUCCACAUUACACCAACGGCCCAACAUAUUUACUUACAUCAAAAGCAGUUCAAGCAAUAAUGAAUCUUACAGAGAGUGUUCAUGCUUUUCCAAUUGAGGAUGUGCUUUAUACGGGAAUUUUGGCCAAUUUAGCAAAUGUUAAAAAAUUUAGUAUUUGGGAACACUUUAGAAUUGGAAAACAUCUCAAUCUUCAUGAAAAAUGCAAAGUAGAAAAGAAGACAGGAAAAAGAAUUCCCUAUGUUACCGCUAUUAAUGGAAUUUCUGAUGCGAGUGGAAUUAAAAUUGCCUAUGAAAGACUUCACUCUGUUGAAUGUACUCCUUGGUCCUCUUCCAAACAAACGAAAAGGUUUUGAAUAUAUUUUUUGACUAAAAAUUUAAUUUUUGUAACAUUCCUUUAAAUUUCCCCAGACUUGUUAAAAAUCAUAUUUAAUUUUUGUUAUUUUCCCAAAAUCCGCAAAAUUUGUCCGCAAGUUUUUCUUUAUUGCAUAAUUAAUUUUGAGAGGUUUUUUCUGUUUUUUUGUAAAGUUUUGUCUUCCGCCCCUCGUAUUUUGACUGUUAUUAACGAUUUUGUAUGGAAUGGGAUUUUUUAUGCGGGAAUAAUUUUAAUACAAACUGCGGAUUUUAGGGAUAGAAACAGACUAAUUCAAAUUUUUUCUAAAAGCUU
Molecule: messenger RNA, 696 nt
Organism: Meloidogyne enterolobii
Lineage: Eukaryota; Metazoa; Nematoda; Chromadorea; Rhabditida; Meloidogynidae
Source: the annotation of a GenBank genome assembly